This is a messenger RNA of Pestalotiopsis fici W106-1, 1839 nucleotides long. RefSeq names its product Nucleolar protein 58. NCBI's taxonomy places the organism in Eukaryota, Fungi, Ascomycota, Sordariomycetes, Amphisphaeriales, Sporocadaceae. Gene Ontology annotation, cellular component: small-subunit processome; box C/D methylation guide snoRNP complex. The record is from RefSeq and is a predicted model, not a curated record. The coding region runs from base 1 to 1839 and encodes 612 amino acids. Gene Ontology annotation, molecular function: snoRNA binding. The transcript is spliced from 3 exons.
AUGGGUCUCUUCGUGUUGGCAGAGACGCCUGCGGGUUAUGGUCUCUUCAAGGCCAAGGACAAGAAGCUCUUGUCUAAUGGCAACAUUGCCUCGCAGCUCAACAGCCCGGAUGCGAUCAAUUCCAUGUUGUCGUUGAAGAAGAUGAUCAAGUUCGAGGAUUCGGCUCAGGCUUUGGGCGAAUACAGCUCCCUUACUGAGGGAAAGGUUACGCCCAUGUUGCAGCAACUUUUGGACGACAUCAAGGACGAGCGCAAGUCAUCUCUGGCUGUGGCAGACCCCAAGCUCGGCGCUGCCAUCAACGUUCUGCCUCAACUCCAGAUCACUCCGGUCUCCGACUCCUCGACGACCGACCUGUUCCGAGCCAUCAAGACCUACCUCCCAGAGCUGUUCCCCGACCUGUCUGGUGAUUACUUGGGCAACAUGGCCCUGGCUCUUUCCCACUCUAUUUCGCGACACAAGCUGAAGUUCUCCGCCGACAAGGUCGAUGUCAUGAUUGUUUCGGCCAUUAAGCUGUUGGAUGACUUGGACAAGGAAUUGAACAACUAUGCUAUGAGAGUCAAGGAGUGGUACGGAUGGCAUUUCCCCGAGAUGGACCGUAUCGUCAACGACAACCUGGCCUACGCCCGCAUCAUCAUGGCCAUGGGAACGCGUGACAAUGCCGCCAACACCGACCUGUCCGAGAUCCUCCCCGAGGACAUUGAGCAGAGACUUAAGUCUGGCGCUGAAGUCUCCAUGGGUACUGAGAUUGGCGAGUUCGACCUCGAGAACAUCAAGCUCCUUGCCGAGCAGGUCAUUAGCUUCACCGAGUACCGUCAAGAGUUGUCGCAAUACCUCACCUCGCGUAUGAAGGCCAUUGCACCCAACAUGACCGAGCUCAUUGGUGAGCUGGUUGGUGCUCGUCUGAUUGCCCACGCCGGCUCCCUCAUGAAGCUCGCCAAGUCCCCUGGUUCCACCAUCCAGAUUCUUGGUGCCGAGAAGGCGCUUUUCCGCGCUCUCAAGACCAAGCACGACACUCCCAAGUACGGUCUCAUCUACCACGCCUCGCUUGUCGGCCAGGCUACUGGCAAGAACAAGGGAAAGAUUGCCCGUAUGCUGUCUGCCAAGGCUGCUCUUGCCCUCCGCGUUGAUGCCCUCUCUGAGCUGAGCGCCGAGGGUGUCGAUGGCGCCGAUAUUGCCAUUGACGACGAGGAGAGAGCCGAGCUCGGUAUCCGAUCUCGCAUCAAGCUCGAGAACGCUCUGCGCAGACUCGAGGGUAAGCCCAUCCAGACCAAGGGUACCAAGAUUGCCCCCACCGGCACUGGCUCCAAGUUCGAGGUCAAGCCCUCGAGAAACUACAACGCCGAUGCCGACGGUGUCGCCAAGCCCCUGAUCCAAGAGGUCGAGGACACACCCAUGGCUGAUGCCGACGAGGACGAGUCGGAUGACGACUCCGAGGCCGAGAAGAAGGCGGCCAAGGAAGCCAAGCGCAAGGCCAAGGAGGAGAAGAAGGCGGCCAAGGAGAAGAGGAAAUCCGGAGCCACCGAGAUUGCCCCGCCCACACCCCAACAGCCCAAGACUCUGACGGAAGCCGACUUUGAGCGCCUCGCUAUUGACGCUGGCAUCUCCGUCUCCAAGUUCAAGAGGAAGUACGAGCGCGGCGACGUCAAGCUCGACGCCGAUGGCACACCGUCGGUCGUGAGCAAGAAGGAGCUCAAGAAGCAGCGCAAGGAGGAAGAGGCCGAGGAGGAGGACGCCGCCGUUGCCGAGGACACGAGCAGCAAGAAGAGGAGGCGCUCCGAUAUCAACGGCACUGAGAAGGAAAGCAAGAAGAGCAAGAAGGCCAAGAAGGAGAAGUCGUAA